Daldinia loculata is the source of this 4561-nucleotide messenger RNA. Its product is annotated as salt tolerance down-regulator-domain-containing protein. Lineage: Eukaryota; Fungi; Ascomycota; Sordariomycetes; Xylariales; Hypoxylaceae. The transcript has 4 exons. Bases 344 to 3889 code for a protein of 1181 amino acids. The record is from RefSeq and is a predicted model, not a curated record.
UGCUUUUCGAGAUUGUACAUAGUACAUGUACCUGCCUACCUAAGAUUUCGACGUCUUUUGCAUGGAAAAGCCAGACGCAAGAAACGCCAACAUCUCCAAAACCUCGGCCGACUACAGCAACAUCUCUGACCACCGAACAUAAUUCACACCUGGUGAUCAGCCAUCACUCCGACAGGCCUGUCGGCGUUGCACUCUUUAGCAUAUUUACGGUGCCAAGGUGAUACCGUUAAAUCUGCAUCUAUCAAUAAGCAACGUCUGUCAGCGAGUUGUUUAACUCGGACUGUCUCUUAGGAGUAGAUCGCACAUGACUCCCCUCGCUUUCGCGUCAUAACCUCCCUUGAGAAUGCCUGGCAAAAAUAACAAUCGACAGUCGGCCGCGCAGGGCCCCCAGCCUCCGACUCCCAAGGCUACAGCGAAAUAUACAAACAAGGAUGGAACCAAGUAUAUAUCGGUUCCCAAGUCUUCAGCUUCUACUCCUCCACCCCAGCCGUCACCUACGACAACCUCAUCCUCCAGAGGCGGUGCUCCGACCAAUAUCCCGACAGCUGCCGACAUGCCCCCUGCGCAGCCGGUAAAUCGCAAGAAGCAAAAGCGCCGAGCGAAGGCUGCCGCGAAGGCUGCAGCUGAACAAGCAGAGGCCGUAGCAAAUGGGCUCCCCAGCCCCGCAUCUACGAGUAGCGUGCCUUUACCUAUCGGAACAGAGUCGCAGAGAAAGGACGCGCAUUACUCCCGCAAUACCAUACCGAGCGAAAUCCCUCCCUCCGACAACCACACGCACAAUGGCGAGGACUGGGGAGAUGAGACCGAUAGUGACGAUGAGCACCCCGAAUCAACCAACGGUUCGGCGCAGAAGCCUUCUAAGAAGUCCAAGAAAAAGAAGAAGAAGGGCACGAUCGAGGAGCCCGUUAGCAAUAACCCCUCAGGCAUAUCUAAAGAGAAGAUAUGGAACACAUCAAACGAGCAGGAGCGAGAGCGUAUCAAGCAGUUCUGGCUGGGUUUGGGAGAGGAAGAACGAAAAUCCUUGGUCAAGGUUGAGAAAGACGCGGUGCUCAAGAAGAUGAAGGAACAGCAGAAGCACACAUGCAGCUGUUCUGUCUGCGGGCGCAAACGGACAGCAAUCGAAGAAGAAUUAGAGGGUCUCUACGACGCAUACUAUCAAGAGUUGGAAUCGUUCGCGAAUCAACCUCACAACCAUCCUAAUGCGCCCCCUAUGUUCGAACCUAAGAGAUUCGGACCUAUGAGCGGACUGCACCCCCCCGGAGCCCUUCCAUCUAGAUUUUCGAACCAUCACCCGUCUCAUGGUCGCAUAGUGGAACACGUGGACAACGACGAAGACGAGGAAGAUGAAGUAGAAGGGUAUAGUGAUGUAGAUGGUUUGGAUGACGAGGAUGAGGAUGAAGAUGAGCCUGAAGAGAUCCCUCGUGACCAAUAUCCUAAUGAUUUCUUUAAUUUUGGUCAAAGUCUCACUGUCAAAGGCGGCAUUCUUACUGUAGCAGACGACCUACUCAAGAACGACGGCAAGAAGUUCAUAGAAAUGAUGGAGCAGCUAGCCGAGCGAAGGAUGGCGCGCGAGGAAGAUGCCAAAGAUCACUACGCCGGUGCAUACGGCCACACUGUUAAUGGUGCUUCUCUGCCUAACCCUCACAACCACCCACCUCUCGAGGAUGACGAGUCAGAGGAGGACGAAGAGGAAGAGGAGGAGGAUAGUCAGGAUGAAGACUAUGAAGAGGAAGAGGACACCAUGACUGAGGAGCAACGUAUGGAAGAAGGCCGCCGAAUGUUUCAGAUAUUCGCCGCACGAAUGUUUGAGCAGAGAGUAUUGACCGCAUAUCGAGAAAAGGUCGCCAGGGAACGUCAGGAGAAGCUUCUUGAAGAACUCCAAGAAGAAGAAACGCAAGAAACCCAACGAAAGGCCAAGAAGGCAAAGGAAGCACAGAAACGCAAAGACAAGGCGGCCCAGAAGAAGCAAGCCCAGAUCGAGGAGAAGGCGAAACGCGAUGCUGCCAAAGCGGCAGAAGAUGCGGCUCGCUUAGCGGAAGAGGCAAGGAAGGUUGAGGAAGCCAGAUCCAAGGCAGAAGAAAGGCGGAAGAAGAAAGAUGCCCAGAAAAAAGCCGAGGAAGAGGAGCGAUUAAAAAAGGAGGUUGAGCGGCAGCGACGUGCUCAGGAGCAGAAGGAAAAGCAACUGGAGCAGGAACGCAAAGCUCGCGAAGCAAAAGAACGCGAGAAGAAGCUAAAGGAGGAACAGCGACGCAAGGAACAAGAGGCUCGGGAGCUUAAGGAACGCGAGACUCGAGAAAGGAGAGAGAAGCAUGAGAAGGAUAAGAGAGAAAAGGAGUUAAGAGCAGCUCAGGCAAAGGCUGACCGUGACGCCAAGGAAAGGUCUAAGCAGGAAGAAAAGGAGAAAGCGGCUGCUAAAACCGCAACUCCUAUAGCCCCUAUUCCAACUCAGCCUGCGAAGAAACAGCAUCCCGUUUCGAUUCCUGUGCUCCCUCACCAACCCCCGCCAAAUCACGCCUCGCCUCAAAUAGCAGUUGCAACUCCCGUUCUGCCCAAGGCUCCCACACCAAUGAAACCUCGCUCCGUAUCUCAUGAGGUAACGAGAUCAGCUUCUCAGGCUUCUCACUCUGCUUCCGGUCCAAGCCAGAAUGUGUCGCCGCUCACCCAAACUCCGCUACACACUAGCCCUGGUCCUAUUGGCCCGCCCAGAAAGGCUUCAUCUACCGGACCGGUAAAUAAUAUAGGAACUCCCGUCGCCCAUCCAGCAUCUCCUCUUCACAUAGGAGUCAGGAGCCCGCCUAGCGUCCACCAAGGGCCGUUCACGGGACUACCUAUGAGCCUCCAGGGUCCUCCCGGAAUACCACCUCCACAUAUGGCUCCAGGCUUCAACCGAAUGCACGAACCAAUAUUCCCCCCUCCUGGAAACUUGAACUUCCGUCCCGUAGGUAGCAUGCCGGCACCGCCAGGCUUUCCCGCUCCUAGCCCGAUGAGCAGUCGAUCUUUUCUAACUCAGCAUGUUCCCCCCGGGUUCCAUCACCCGGCAGAGCAGCCUCCGCCGAAUAUGUCUCACCAAGGUUUCUCCCCGGAGAGCGUAUCGGGGCGGCCGCAUUCGCACUCGCGACAAACAUCUGCUUCUUUUGACGCGAAUUCUCUAUCCGGCGGUCCAUCUCAACCAAUUAGCAGACCAGCACCAAUUGGUAGACCAGGAAGUGUAGUUCACGGGCAGAAAAGCCAUAACCUGUCAGCCGAUAUCGAUGAUGUGAGCAAUCAUCUCGGGAGCAGCGCCUUACUUGACGACACCGAUGUACCUUUAGAAACUGUAAACUCCCCUCGACGAGGCACCGCCGCUCCAGGUCGGAUUCCGUUCCCAAGCGCGCCAUUCAUGGACCCGUUCCUAGGCUCGCCACUCAACACUACAUGGGGUCCUCCAAACGUAUUUUCCCCACCGCCCGGCUUCGCCAACCCUAACCCUACAUGGCCGAUGAAUCCUUCGUUUGGUGCUCCUGCCUCUGGUAUGCGAACCUCUCAACCUCGACCUGUUGCUGUUCGUCAAAUGCUUGUGAAUGCAUGCAAAGAACUACAGGCUCUCGGAUCCAAUGCAAACGGAUAUGUCGACCUGCUUGCCAUUAAAGGUCGCGUGAAUAGUAUAAAUCCACCAGGACACGACCCCGUCUCUGAAGAGGAGUUGUUAGAUAUGUGCGAAACCGUAGGCAGUUCACAUAACGGCGGCGGAAGCUUUGAUGUGCGGAUAGGCGACGAUGGGAAAUUAUCUGUCCGCUUUGAAGCUGAUAGAGGAUCAGUUUCGGGGCGAAAUGUGCUGGGAGCUCCAGGCGAAAUCGGCAGUCCAAUUGUAGGAGUUAGUUCACCAAGUCGUGCGGGCCCCCCGACGUAGGAAUCGAUACGCUCGUUGAAAAUACUAUUGGAAUUAGGGAUAAAGUAAUUCUGUUACUGGCAGGGGUGGAUAAUGGGCCGACGUCGAGGCUAGGAAUUAUUUUGAGAUUCUCUUCUCCGCAUGGAACCGGAGCUAUUUCCGGCUCUUCGGAGCUCAUCGUGUACCUUUUGGGCCGCUACUGGGUGAGCAGUCGCAGCGCGUUUGUAACCAAUAGGUCGACUAUCCCUUGGGACGGUCGUCAGAGCACGUGGGAGUAGUCUAUGCCUUCAGAGAUGCGCGAGACGAAGUGGCUUUUUACACUUUCUCUCGCCCCCGAUUUUUAGGGCCGUUAAGCAGGUCAUUGUUAUGAAUGGGAAACCCCGUUGAGCAUCCGUACUAGAGCGCUAUUUGUUCAGUAUUAGCGAAAUUAAUAUUUUACAAGAGUGCGGCCAGAUGCUGGAUGAGUCGCAGAUGCAUAUUCUUGGGAAGUUAUAGACCCAUUUAAUUUAUAUGGUGAGCGCAAUUGUGAAUAGGGACCUUGAUAAGUCUUCUCCUUAUGGUUCCCGUUAUGUAAGUGUACUGUCGAUAUACGAAGUCAUAACCGAGAGCUUCAUUCAUAGCAGAUUAUAGCAGAUUACAAGAGAGCAGGUAUUAGCUACGAGAAAACAAACACAUCCGUUUGUAGCUUAACGG